CGUCAGAGCUCUCAUUUUUCGUUUUCAGGUAUAUCUGGACUGGACCGUGUAUAAAAUAAUAAAACAACUAUUGUAUUGAAACGCUCUCAACCGGACAAUCGCGUUUGAUAUUUAUAAUCCUUCGUGUUGAUAAGUCUCUGUGUUUUUGGAUUUAAUAGUUGAAAGGUAUUUUUCAAAACAUUUGAUCCAAGAAACUAUUAUAAAAGUGCCAUCCCCGUUCCAAGAGACGUAUUUCAAUUCCAUCUCGACCACAUAACUACAAUAAAGAAGUAGCGAAAAAGGGACAGCUGCACAAAAGUGAGACAACGUGUGAAAAAUCUACAACUGGACACAAUUGCAGUGUAAGGUAUUUAAUUAAAAUGACGGAAGUUGAACAACCAUCUCAGAACGGUAUAGACUUGACGUUGGAAGAAGAUGCAAAUAAUAAAGCUAGACCGGCUGAUAUUGAACAGGAUAUGAGAGAAAUGGAGCGUCGCAAACGUGUAGAAGCCAUCAUGGGUUCUAAAUUGUUUCGAGAAGAAUUAGAACGCAUUGUUGACAGUCAAAUUCGAGAAGGUGGAUCAUCCGGAAUAUUGCAACAAUUGUCCGAUAUCGUUGGGAUUCCUACAUCGCGUGUUGGCAACGUUUUUAAAAGUUCCAACUGCGUCCUACCAAUAAAUGAUAUUCGAGGUGUUGAAUCUAUGGGCUAUUCUAAGGGUGAAAAAAUACUGAGAUGCAAAUUGGGAGCUUCGUUUCGCCUGCUAGAUGUUUAUGGUUGGUCAAAUGGUUUGGGCGCUCAGAUCACAGCUCGUCUUAAAGUUGACCAAGAAUUAUUUUUGGUUAAUCCAUAUGGCCUAUUGUUCCAUGAAGUUACGGCUUCCUCGCUUAAUAAAGUUGACAUGCAGGGCAAUGUCGUUGAGCAGGGAACGACUAAUUUUGGAGUAAACAAAAGUCAUUUUAUGUUACACUCUGUCGUCCAUGCUGCCCGCCCAGAUAUCCGCUGUGCCAUUUACAUCGGUUGUAAUCCAGUUGUUGCUAUUUCAUCACUUAGAGUAGGUCUCUUGCCAUUAACAUAUGAUUCUGUAGUGCUCGGCGAGAUCUCUACACAUCAGUACACCGGUUGCCUCUCAGAUUCGGAAGAAAGAGAAAAACUUGUUCGUAACUUAGGUCCUGUAUCAAAAGUAAUGUUGCUAACAAAUCACGGAGCACUCUGCUGCGGUGAAACCAUUGAAGAGGCAUUCUUCACUGCCCAUCACAUUGUACAAGCAUGUGAAACUCAAUUAAAGCUACUGCCAAUAGGCGUUGAUAACUUAGUCAUGAUUCCCGACGAAUCCCGAAAAGCAAUUUAUGAUGCAUCACGUAGACCACCUGAAGACAUUGCUGCUUUUGAAAAAAAAACAGUACUUGGUGCAACCGCAUCCGAAGAUGCAUCAACUGCGGAUGAAUCGCAGACAGAAAAUAAUAAGGAUACAAACCAUAAGAUGCUGCAACAGCCCAAAUGGCGUGUUGGUGGUGCUGAGUUCGAAGCUUUAAUGCGUAUGCUGGAUAAUGCUGGUUUUCGAACUGGUUACAUAUAUCGUCAUCCCUUGAUUAAAUCUGAACUGCCUAAGCCGAAAAAUGAUGUUGAACUUCCACCGGCUGUAUCAUCUUUAGGUUAUUUACUCGAAGAAGAAGAACUUUAUCGGCAAGGUAUUUGGAAAAAAGGGGACUGGCGCAAAGGAGGUGACCGCAGUCGAUGGCUAAAUUCCCCAAAUGUUUACCAAAAGGUUGAAGUUUUGGAAACUGGUACACCUGAUCCGAAGAAAAUAACAAAGUGGGUAGCGGAUGGCUCACCAACGCAUUCCACUCCAGUUCGGAUUGAAGGUGCUCUACAAUUUGUACCAACUGGAACUAAUUCAAAAGAGUUCAAAAAAGUGCAACAACAGAUUAAAGAUAAUCGUCGUGCAGAUAAAAUAUCGGCUGGUCCACAAUCCCAUAUCUUGGAAGGUGUUACAUGGGAUGAGGCGAAUCGCAUCAAAGAUGCAACUGUCUCUUCGGCUGGUGAUCAUGUUGUCUUAAUGGGCGCAGCAUCUAAAGGAAUUAUUCAACGUGGUUUUCAACACAAUGCCACUGUCUACAAGGCACCAUACGCAAAGAACCCGUUCGACAAUGUUACAGACGAUGAACUCAAUGAAUAUAAAAGAACUGUAGAAAAGAAGAAGAAUAUUCAUGGUGAAUAUACCGACACUGAUUUCUCAGAAUCAGAGGCUCUUAGUUCGCUCCAGACUUCUGGUGCGCAACAGCAAAAUUCUUCGAAAAUUGCCGUUGUUAGCCAAUCUGAAAAUGAAGAUGCAUCAGAUCACCAAGUUAUAAGAAUAGAAACAAAGCAAGCGCCAGUCCCGAGCCAACCCGAAAUAGUAUUAAGUGAUGCUCAAGAAAAUCGAAUUACCACUUGUCCCAUUAACAGCCCAACAGUUACAUUUACUCAAGAAAAUUUCAUAGGUCAAGAAUGUUGCAAAAUUUUAGAUUAUUCAUCAUAUCAUCUUCCGUUGACAAAGUAUUUGUUAAGUGAAAAAAAAAUUUCAAAGCAUCAGAAAACCCAUUUGAAGUCAAAUUUUCCUUCACAUCUUCAGCCUGAAAUAUUUUCUUUAAAUUCGGAAAUUCCUUCUUCAGAAACACUUUCCAUUGAAAAAAAAAAAUCAAAGUUCUUUACUCCCCGAGCUGGUCAGUCAAUUUGUCAAUCUUUCAAUUACGAUUCAGACAAUGUGACAAUCUUUAAAACAUCCUUAGAUUGUAAUAACUCUCUUGAGAAUUUUUUGAGAAAACCAUUUCGAACACAUUCACAUUUUGGUUAUAAUUAUUCAAGAUAUGAGAAUACUCCAAAACACUUCCAUUUUCCGAUAUCUCCCAGCAAGUAUACAGGAGUAAAAAAGCCGUUCAGCUUUAAUGAAAUAUUUUCAAGCCCUCGGUAUGUUAAUUUGUGUGACAUAUGCUUUGAAAAAAUUGCUUAUAUUCUUCCAAAUUUAUUUGGUCAUAGAGCACCUGGUUGGGAAAGUCAUAACUCUUGUGAAUCUUUGAACAAGAUGUCUUUGAAUGAUGGCAGUGUUGCCGACUACACAGAUGAAAGGAAUAAUAAUGAGUUCCUACAAUCCCUCAAAAACCUGUUCGACGUGAGUGGAGUUUUAGAGUCGGUUCCAGAAAUUGAUGAAGAUGAUCAAAGCCAGUUUUCAUUUACAGAGUUGAGUUUCAAAUCCAAUGCAUCUACAGUUAGUGAAAGCUUAAACUUUUCGGAUAAAAUUACUCGGAUGAAUUACUCUGAAGAGUCUUCCAGUUUAUGUUUUAAGCCCUCGAAAUUGAUUGCUCCUGAAAUAACAGUGGAAAACAACGUCGAGAACUUAAGCAAAGAAAUCAGUACUAUUUCAACCCAAAGCUCUAAUAAAACCAAUAAAGAAGUGUUCAUUUUGGACACGAAUAGUUCCUCAGAUAUGAAGUCAAAUAAUUCUGCAGAUAGGAAUCGUAAAUUGAUGACUCGUCAAGAACGUAACCAGCGCAAAUACGAUUUCUCCGAACUAUGGGAAGAUCACAUUCAAUACUACAGUAACAGUUCAAGUCAAGACAAUGUUUCAAUAUCGGAAGCAGAAAUCUAUUUAGGGAAAACCUCUAUACAAAGUUUAGAGAGUUCUGCAUCUUCAUAUAAUCAUACAGCUCCUCCCGAACAUAAGAAUGAAUGUCAAAUGGCAAUAAAUCAAAAACAACAAUUGAUUGGGCAUAAUUCCUUUUCCGACGAUGAACCAUCAUUAUCCAAUUCGGAAUUGACUUCAAUUGAGCUUCAAAUUAGUGAAAAAAUUGAGAUGAAUGACCUAAAAAAGCAGCAAAUUUUUAAUAACAUUCAAAACAAUUUCCAACAAAAAAUUACUCCUUCCAACGUGCAGGAAAUCAUUCUCAAAAAACUGAGUGAUAAUACAAAUUUAACUGCAUCAACUCCAAAAUUAUGUUCAUUUAACAUGUUCAAAGACGAAAAGGUAGAGCAUGAUAUAAACUUUAAAGAUAAAUCUCUGAUGAAUAUGUCAACACAAUUUAAUCCACAAAAACUUUCACAUGUUCCGAAUUUAAGGAAUCUUUCUUCGGUUCAUCAAGAUUUUUCGUGUUCUAAAGGGACUGAUAAUAAUAAUUGUUCACCCAAUGUUAAAAAAAUCUCAGCAUCAAAAAGGCAAUGUAACUUAGGAAACAAAUCAUUGAUUGGUAACAAAAUCGAGUCUCAACAGCCUCUCAAACAUGCCAAACGUAAUUUUGUCGCCGAAAACAUUCGAAGCGCUUUCACUCCUCGUCGCUUCAAUAAUAUUUCGAAAAUUUCAAAAUCGGUCGAGUUUCGUUCGGGCUCGCAUUCCUUGCAAUCAGCGCAGAAUAUAACUUCACCGGUAUACUCUUUUCAAACAAUAACUGUUGGUUCUUCGCCAAGGUUUUGGGUAACAUUGUCUUCAAUGGAAAAGCAUAACCCGACUCAUUUGUUAAAAACCAAACAUACAAGGAAAGAAGGAAAACAAAGCAUUGAACUUGCAAGUGAGGUCGAACCAGUUGAUGGCUCGGAAUUUUUUGAAAACGAAACAAUUGUUGAUAAAGAAAUUAAAACUCUUGGUCAGCACAUUGAUGCAUUUAAACCGCGUUAUGAUCGCUACGGUAGAACAAUUGGCUGUUUGGAAAUGGAGGUUUCUAAAGCUGCGGAGUUAAUGGACGUAGUUGUUGAAACACAGAACGAAAUUAAAGCUUCACGCCAGCAAUUGCGCAAAGAUAUUAUAUCACAUCAAUGUUUGGAAAAAAUUUGUUGUGAUUUUCAAACUUUUUCUAUUUUUGAAUCAGAUGACUAAUCAGUUGAAAGCAACCAUCAAUUUGUAUUGUAUUUGUAUUUUGAACUAAGUGCUCAUCCACAGUUUCGCUCGUUUUUAUAAAAAUAAAUAAAUUACAUGAAUUUCA
Molecule: messenger RNA, 4929 nt
Organism: Episyrphus balteatus (marmalade hoverfly)
Lineage: Eukaryota; Metazoa; Arthropoda; Insecta; Diptera; Syrphidae
Gene: hts
Product: protein hu-li tai shao
Exons: 11
Coding region: 360-4823 (1487 amino acids)
Cellular component (GO): plasma membrane; cytoskeleton; postsynaptic density
Molecular function (GO): actin filament binding
Source: RefSeq, a predicted model, not a curated record